Thecamonas trahens ATCC 50062 is the source of this 2355-nucleotide messenger RNA. Its product is annotated as copii coat protein. The record is from RefSeq and is a predicted model, not a curated record. Gene Ontology annotation, biological process: endoplasmic reticulum to Golgi vesicle-mediated transport; intracellular protein transport; COPII-coated vesicle cargo loading. The transcript is spliced from 2 exons. NCBI's taxonomy places the organism in Eukaryota, Apusomonadida, Apusomonadidae. The coding region runs from base 22 to 2337 and encodes 771 amino acids. Gene Ontology annotation, cellular component: endoplasmic reticulum exit site; COPII vesicle coat. Gene Ontology annotation, molecular function: zinc ion binding; GTPase activator activity.
ACUUGUGUCCCUUUCGACAGCAUGGCUGCGGACGAGGCGGCAUGGUCUGUGACCGACGUGGAAGCGGUUGACGGCAUCCGGUUUGCAUGGAACGUGUGGCCGUCGUCCAAGGUGGAGGCUACGCGGAUGGUGGUGGACCACUCGUGCAUGUACACGCCGCUGAAGGAGACUGGCUGCCCUGUGCUCGAGUACGAGCCAGUGGUCUGCCGCUCGGGCGAGUGCCGCGGCAUCCUCAACCCGUUCUGCCAGAUCGAUACCCGCAACAAGCGCUGGGUCUGCCCCUUCUGCUUUGGCCGCAACGCCUUUCCCCAGCACUACGAGUCCAUUUCCGAGACCUCGCUCCCGGCCGAGCUCUUCCCCUCGUACACAACCAUCGAGUACACCCUCCGCAAGACCGCCCCGGUCCCGCCCAUCUUCCUCCUUGUCGUCGACACGGCCAUCCACCCCGAGGAGAUUCAGUCGCUCAAGGAGUCGCUCAUUCUCUCGCUCUCGCUCCUCCCGGAGAACUCGCUCGUCGGGCUCAUCACCUUUGGCAAGCACGUUGCCGUCCACGAGCUCGGCUUUGGCGAGUGCGCCAAGUCGCACAUCUUCCGUGGCGACCGCGACGUCUCUCCCAAUGACGUCGGGGUGGCGCUCAGCAUUCUCGCGCCAGCCGCGCCAGGCAAGGCCGGCAGCGCGGGCGCCUCACACCGCCAGCGGCAGAUCCUCCCCGGCGGUCCGGGCAAGUUCCUGCUUCCGCUCUCGGAAUGCGACCUGACCCUCACUUCGAUUCUGGAGGAGCUGGAGAAGGACCCGUGGCCGGUGCCGUCGGGCAAGCGCGCCAUCCGUGCUGGUGGCGUCGCCCUCUCGGUUGCGGCGUCGCUGCUCGAGGUGUGCUACCCGGCAACCGGCGCACGCAUCAUGUCGUUUAUCGGCGGCCCGCCGACUAUCGGCCCGGGCAAGGUCCUCUCCGACGACCUCGAGGAGACCAUCCGCGCCCACCACGACCUCGAGAAGGGCUCAGUCCCGCACUUUAAGCCUGCUGUCGCCUUUUACGAAGCGCUUGCGAGCCGGCUCGUCGCCAACGGCCACGUCCUCGACAUGUUUGCCUGCUCGGGCAACCAGACCGGAGUGCUCGAGGUCAUCUCGGCCGUCAACAAGACCGGCGGCCUCCUUGUCCUCGCCGACUCGUUCACCACUUCGAUGUUCCGCGAGUCGUUCAAGCGGUGCUUUGCCCGCGACGAGGCUGGUGACCUCAAAAUGGCCUUUUCUGCCACGCUCGAAGUCCAGACGACGCGUGAGUUCAAGGUCGCCGGCGCCAUCGGCCCGCUCUCGUCACUCGGCAAAAAGUCGUCGUGCGUCGCCGAGACCUCGAUCGGCGUCGGCGAGACGUCCGCGUGGCGGCUCAACGGGCUCAUCCCGCAGACCUCGGUCGCCCUCUACUUUGAGGUGGUCAACUCGGGCGCGCCCAUUCCGGCCGGCCAGCAGGGCCUCCUCCAGCUCACCACCAUCUACCGGCAUGCGUCGGGCGUGUACCGGCUCCGCGUCACCACCGUCGCCCGCUCGUGGGCCGAUCCCAAGGCCGAGCCCGGCCUCAUCAUCGACGGCUUUGACCAGGAGGCCGCCACCGUCAUCAUGGCCCGCAAGGCCGUGUUCAAGGCCGAGGCCGAGGGCUCGUUUGACGUCAUCCGCUGGCUCGACCGCAUGCUCAUCCGGCUCGUCGCCAAGUUUGGCGACUAUCAGGCCGACUCACCGUCGUCGCUCACCCUCCCGCCGGGCUUUGCCAUGUACCCGCAGUUUAUGUUCCAUCUCCGCCGCUCGCAGUUCCUGCAGGUCUUCAACUCGUCGCCCGACGAGACCGCCUUCUACCGGCACACCCUCUACCGCGAGAACGUUCUCAACUCGCUCAUCAUGAUCCAGCCGUCGCUCGUCGCCUACGGCUUUGACGCCGAGCCCACCCCGGUCCUCCUCGACGCUGCCUCCAUCCUGCCCGAUCGUAUCCUGCUCCUCGACACCUUUUUCUUUGUCCUCAUCUUUGCCGGUGAGACCAUCGCCGCCUGGAAGAAGGAGGGUUACCAGGAGCUGCCCGAGUACGAGUCGUUCAAGACCCUGCUGCAAACUCCCCGCGACGACGCCCUACUCAUCCUUAAGGACCGCUGGCCCGUCCCGCGGUACAUCGAGUGCGACCAGUACUCGUCCCCGGCUCGCAUCCUCUACUCCAAGGUCGAUCCCUCCGUCACCCACAACAACAUGGGCGAGUACGGCCAGGAGGGCGGCGGCCAGGUCAUUCUGACCGACGAUGUCUCGCUCCGCGUCUUUAUGGAUCAUCUCGCCUCGCUCGCCGUCUCAUCCCAGUAACAUCAUCACGUGCUACGC